Messenger RNA from Exaiptasia diaphana, 760 nucleotides. Its product is annotated as coadhesin-like. NCBI's taxonomy places the organism in Eukaryota, Metazoa, Cnidaria, Anthozoa, Actiniaria, Aiptasiidae. The record is from RefSeq and is a predicted model, not a curated record. The transcript has 3 exons. Bases 92 to 643 code for a protein of 183 amino acids.
AAAUAAAGAGACUUCUAAAAGUCUCGCUGAUAAGAUUAUUGCAAGAAUUGAGGAAGAAAAAGUCAUCCCAGAAAUUGACCUCGCUUUUGCUAUGAGYUCAACAUCAGCUUCRUCGACACAAACUUACAAGCUGAUGAAAGAMAYGAUCAACACAAUCGUGAGCGAUUAUGGCAUCGAAAAGUUCCAUUAUAGYGUAAUCGUGUUCGGCGCCUCGCCCAAGACAUUCGUCCAAUUCAGCGAGAAGUUCCCUAAUGCUGAGAAUCUUAAAGGCUUUAUAAGUGCCCUCCCKAGGAGAGUCGGUGGUCCGUCGUUAGAUGAAGCUUUGAAGGAAGGUCGUAAAUUGUUUUUGAAUMCGUUUGUAMGAAGAAAUGCCAAGAAAGUUUUGGUCGUUAUUACUGAUAGAGCAUCUGGUUUAAGCAAAGACGUCCUAAUGGCAGCCAGUGAACCAUUAGACCAAGGAAAGAUUCGAGUGAUAUCCAUUGCAAUAGGAAAUGAGGCAAAUCCAAGUGAAUUUACAGACAUAACACCUAAUGAAGGCGAUGUUAUUGCUGUGCCAAAGACUGAAAAACCCUCUAGUCUGGCAGAUAAACUGAUUGAAAAGAUUCUGAAAGGUAUAGCUUGUUUGUUUGUUCAACUGUGCUGAUAGAAAUGUUUGCAAACGUAAAGAGUCUUUUUCGUUAUGGAUGCUUAGUGCGAGAGGCAAGUAUCUGUCCGUAAUAUUGAGAUAUUCGUUAUAUACAGAGGUGUAUGUAAUACAGAG